Filobasidium floriforme is the source of this 2124-nucleotide messenger RNA. RefSeq names its product heat shock protein 60. Gene Ontology annotation, cellular component: mitochondrial inner membrane; mitochondrial matrix. The coding region runs from base 170 to 1867 and encodes 565 amino acids. The transcript has 4 exons. The record is from RefSeq and is a predicted model, not a curated record. Gene Ontology annotation, molecular function: protein-folding chaperone binding; ATP binding; ATP-dependent protein folding chaperone. NCBI's taxonomy places the organism in Eukaryota, Fungi, Basidiomycota, Tremellomycetes, Filobasidiales, Filobasidiaceae. Gene Ontology annotation, biological process: apoptotic mitochondrial changes; mitochondrial unfolded protein response; protein refolding.
CGGAAAUCGGGUGUUCGCCAACCUCGACCUUCUGGAAAUUUCCACCCCAGAGGGUCACGUCGAGAGAGGAUAUACAACGUACAACGAUACAACGACUCAUUGCCACCCCACAUCUUUCCUCUCUCUCUCCCUUACACAACACACAUCUUCUACACCCACACCUCGCAUCAUGUCCUCCUCCAUGCUCCGAGCUUCCCGACCCAUCCUCCGUACCCCGCGAGCCGCCUCGCUCGUCCGUGGGUAUGCGGCUCACAAGGAAGUCAAGUUUAGCAACGAAGGUCGAGCUGCCAUGCUCAAGGGUGUCGACAUCCUCGCCAAGGCCGUCAGCGUAACACUCGGGCCCAAGGGAAGGAACGUCAUCAUCGAGCAGAGUUUCGGAGGUCCCAAGAUCACCAAGGACGGAGUGACCGUCGCCAAGUCGAUCGUCCUCAAGGACAAGUUUGAGAACCUGGGUGCUCGUCUCGUGCAAGACGUUGCCAACAAGACCAACGAGGUCGCUGGAGAUGGUACCACGACUGCUACCGUCCUCACUCGAGCUAUCUACGCCGAGGGUGUCAAGAACGUCGCUGCCGGAUGCAACCCCAUGGACCUCCGACGCGGUGCUCAGAGGGCCGUAGAAAAGGUCCUCGAGGUCCUCGAGCAGAACAAAAAGGUCAUCACCACCUCGGAGGAGAUCGCCCAGGUCGCUACCAUCUCUGCCAACGGUGACGUCCACGUCGGCAACAUCAUCGCCCAGGCCAUGGAGAAGGUCGGCAAGGAGGGUGUCAUCACCGUCAAGGAGGGAAGGACGAUCGAGGAUGAGAUCGAGAUUACCGAAGGGAUGAGGUUCGACCGAGGGUUCAUCUCGCCCUACUUUAUCACCGACGUCAAGUCGCAAAAGGUCGAGAUGGAACGACCUCUGGUCUUGCUGUCCGAAGGCAAGAUUUCGGCCUUGCAGGACGUCUUGCCCUCGCUCGAGAUUGCCGCUCAGAGCAGGAGGCCCCUCUUGAUCAUCGCCGAGGACAUCGACGGCGAGGCCCUCGCGGCCUGUAUCCUCAACAAGCUCCGUGGCCAGCUUUCGGUCUGUGCCGUCAAGGCUCCCGGGUUCGGAGACAACAGAAAGUCCAUCCUCGGUGACUUGGCCGUCUUGACCGGUGGACAGGUCUUUACCGAAGAGCUCGACAUCAAGCUCGAGCGCGCCACCGCCGACUUGUUCGGUUCGACCGGCAGCGUCACCAUCACCAAGGAGGACACGAUCUUUUUGAACGGAGAGGGUUCCAAGGAGAUGAUCAACGGGCGAUGUGAACAGAUCCGAGGGGUCAUGAACGACGUGACCACGAGCGAGUACGACAGGACCAAGUUGCAGGAGCGAUUGGCCAAGCUGUCCGGUGGAGUCGCCGUCAUCAAGGUCGGUGGAUCCAGCGAGGUCGAGGUCGGGGAGAAGAAGGACAGGUACGACGAUGCGCUCAACGCCACCCGAGCCGCCGUCGAGGAGGGUAUCGUUCCCGGUGGAGGUACCGCUCUGCUCAAGGCGUCCCUCCAGUUGAACGACAUCAAGGUGGCCAACUUUGACCAACAACUCGGCGUUUCCAUCAUCCGAUCCGCCAUCACCCGACCCGCUAGGACCAUCGUCGAGAACGCCGGAGAGGAAGGUUCCGUCGUCGUCGGAACCCUGCUGGACAAGUACGCCUCGCAGUUCAACUACGGAUACGAUGCCAGCGUAGGGGAAUACUGUGACAUGAUCGAGAAGGGUAUCUUGGACCCUGUCAAGGUCGUCAGGACCGCCUUGACGGAUGCUAGCGGGGUUGCAAGCUUGUUGACGACGAGUGAAUGCUGUGUCGUUGAUGCCGAGGACAAGAGCGCACCCCCUAUGGGAGGCAGUGAGUGAUCAUUCGAAUCGGUUCCGGAAGUUUCCCCCUUGCUUACGAAUGGAUUCCUGUCUUUCAGUGGGAGGUAUGGGAGGCAUGGGCGGUAUGGGCGGAAUGAUGUAAGACGCCGAAGGUAGAAAGGAGUCGAUAAUCGUACAAAGAUAAAAGAAGGCGAAAGACUUGUAUUUUUAACGCAAAAUCCCCCUCCCCAUUUACGGUACAACCGGACGAGCCGGUUCGGCUGGUCAUUAUGAGAAACGCACACCAUUCGCAUAGA